AUGGAUGACAGCCUAAUCCUCAUUUUUAUUUCAUUUGUAAUAGUGCCUCCAAAUAUCCUGGAUGAGGGAACCAGUGGAGAUCUGGUCGCACGCGAGGGUCAAGAUACAAGUCUCUCUUGCAAGGCGAAGGGAAGACCACUGCCGCGCAUACUGUGGCGGCGAGAAGACGGCACUAAUAUACAGUUGAGGAACGAAGCGGGGGAACUUAGGAAAGUGGACAUGUUCACUGGACCCAACCUGAACCUGAGCAAAGUGGAACGCAGGCAGAUGGGCGCGUACCUCUGCAUCGCUUCCAACGACGUGCCGCCCUCUGUCAGCAAGAGGAUCAUGCUCAAUGUUAACUUUCCGCCAUCAAUUUUGGUUGCGACACAGCUGAUAGGUGUUCCAAGCGGAACACAGGCCAAGUUAGAGUGCUUUGUAGAAGCAUAUCCUCAACCUAUCACAUAUUGGCUGAAAGAUGGAGAGCAGAUGAUUUUGUCAAGUGGCAAGCUCGACAUAUCCGAAGACAGAAUCUCUCAGUACCAACUCCGUACUAUACUCACUAUAAAUAGCUUCACUUCUGAAGACAAAGACCCGGGGACAUACACCUGCGUGUCUGCUAAUACUAUGGGGAAAGCAGAAGGACAUUUAAGAGUAUAUGAAAUAAAAAUAACGACUACGACAACAACGACAACCACUACGACUACAACGACCACAACGACAACAACGACGCCACCACCGACUACCACAGAACCGCCGCCACGUUACGUUGUUCCACUCCAACCAGCUGAGCAAAAGUUUUACACGCCAGAUGUGACUACGUACGAUACAAUGCAAAAUGUUAUCGAGCAGUCUGUGCUGGACAAUAACUGGCUACCUACAGCGGACUCAACAGGUUCCAGAGGCCAAGCCUUGUCCCUUCCGUUUCUCGCUAUCAUCUCACUGCUACCACAGUUAAGUAACAUAAUAAAUUUUAGCUCUAAUAUAUUACAUUCAAUUAAUUAUAGGAAUAAAAUAAUAAAAUUUAUCGUCCAUUGUGCAAGAUGAUAAGUUAUAAAAGCUUUUUAAAAAUCUGUCAAUUUAAAUUACUUUAAGAUGUUUAUUUGCUAUGAGUAAAUUAGA
Manduca sexta (tobacco hornworm) is the source of this 1101-nucleotide messenger RNA. RefSeq names its product lachesin-like. Gene Ontology annotation, cellular component: neuron projection. The transcript is spliced from 8 exons. Lineage: Eukaryota; Metazoa; Arthropoda; Insecta; Lepidoptera; Sphingidae. The record is from RefSeq and is a predicted model, not a curated record. Bases 1 to 1026 code for a protein of 341 amino acids.